CGCGAAUACGACGCCGGUGUUGAAAGGCCACGGGAUGAUGCCCAGUUGCAACCACGCCAGCCGCGUUACACUUCUUUCUUGUCCACUCUCAUCAUUCAACGGCGUCCCAUUCAAUGUCCAGCGCACGAUAAACCACUGGGCCGAUCCGACAUCCACUCUGCGACCUCGACUUGCCGCUGGGAAACACGUCACCCGCCCUCAACGUCAUCCCCUAUGAGCCCAGUCUCCUCCUCCGACCUUCAUUCCCUCCUUCUGAGCCCAUGAAACACUCCACAUCGCCGUGAGAGCAGAACGCCUGACAUUCGACAUGUCCUCUUUCGCAAGCUCCUUCUGGACACCCGAUUACGCAGCUGGCCUGGGCGUAUUGUUUGGCAAGCUCCAGCAAGGCGUGCAAGAGAAUGAACAACUACUCACGAUAGCACGCAUGCGUGCGGAGGCGGAGGACUUGUAUGGACAACGCCUUGGCGAUAUCGAAGGGGCUACGAAUCGAAUUGAUGGUGGGUUCCAGAGAGACGAUGGCGCUACGGUCAAAAAGGCCUACGAGGGCGUGCGCACGGAGAUGAGCGAGGCUGCCCGUAACCACCGCAAGAUUGCCUCGAACAUUCGCGAACUGGUCGUCAAUCCCUUCAGCCGCUGGUGCGACCAGCAUGCUGCGCGGGUGCAGAAUAGCCAGGACGACCUCCAGUCUCGUAUUCGCACGCACGACCGCCAAGCGGAGACUGUCAAGCAAUACCGCAGCGCAUACUUCAACAAGUGUAGGAGGGUGGAGGACUUGGAGGAAGAAGACAAGCUUGCCUUUCAAGAUCCGAGUGCAGCGGCUACGACCGGCUCGCCCAAGGCCGCCCCUCCGCCCCAAAGCGUGCCCAGCAUCAAGGUCGAUGAAGACGACGAUGAAGAGCCCGAGCCCGUGGAACUCGGCGACCAAACCUACAUGCCCGAACAGGUGAAAAGGCUGCUCACGCACGCGCUGGAACACGUCAGGCUGGGCGAAGCCAAAGUACCUAUAUUGGGCACAUAUGAAAAUGUAACGACUGGUGCGGAGAUUGUGGAAUACAUCCAGAAGCACAUGGGCGGCGGCUCUACUGUUGCCUAUGCCGAAAAGAUUGGACAGGAUCUGAUCAACAAUGGUUUCUUGCGCCUCAUCGGCAACAUGGGGAGCACAUUUGCGAACAGCAGCAAGAUGAACUAUCAAUGGCGCACCAAAGUGUUUCAGAUCACCGGCAUUCCCGAAAAGCGUUCGCGCCUGCCCGGCCGAACCUUCACCCUGGCAUCGUCUCACGACUCGGCUUCGACCCCGCAGAGCCCCGUCAUUGGCGACCGAGUCAGUGAGAUGUGGUCCAGCAAUUGGAACCCCUUGAACAACCAGUACCCCAACGAAACGCCGGGCGAAAAACUUCGGCGCGAAGCGAAGGAGGCUGAUGACCGAUACAAAGCUGCGGUGCGAAGGCUGGACACUUUGCGAUGCAACUUGGAAGAGGAGAUCAUCAGCCAUCUGAAGUAUAUGGAGCGCUGUGAGCUGGACAGGCUCAAAGCCAUCAAAAGCGUGGUCCUUGAUUUCUCGGGCGCGAUUGGCAAUGUCAUCCCCAGCCUCCAAAGCGGCGUGGACAAGAUGAUGUUGUUCCAAGAGACCGUGCAGCCGCUGGGCGACUCGCGAUAUCUGCUGGAAAACUACCGCACCGGGACUUACGCUCCUCGCGUGGUAGUGUACGAGAACUACUACAAUCAGGUCGAUGAACAGACCUUUGGUGUCGACAUUGAGGCACGCGCUCGUGCGGACCGCAAGCGCGUGCCGUUGAUUGUCACAACCAUCCUCACCUUCCUUGACUCCCACUACCCGGACCUGGAGGGCGAUGCGGCGCGCCGCAACAUUUGGAUUGCGGAAGUGCCUCUGCAGCAGACCCACCACCUCCGCAAUCGCGUCAACACCGGCAAAGCGAUCCCGAUGGAAGUGCUUGAGGAGUACGAUAUGGCAACCGUGGCCGCCCUCCUGAAGUUGUACUUGCUCGAACUCCCCGACAGCCUGGUCAGCUCGCACGUCUACGAAAUUGUGAAGACGACAUACACUUCGACGCAAUCGAGUUCCGAUCAGGCACGCAUUCAGGUCUUGCAGUCUACCCUCGGCCAGCUGCGUCUGGCCAACAUUGCCACCCUCGACGCGCUGAUCACACAUUUCACUCGGCUCAUUGAGCUGAGCAGCGCGGACGAAGCAUACAUUUCUGCAUUGGCCAACACUCUCGCCCCUUGCAUCAUGCGGCCGAAGCAAGAAAGCGGGCUGAGCAUCUCCGAAAAGUACAACGUCCGUUUGAUUCGCGAUCUGUUUGCGCACAAAGACGCAGUCUUUAGCGAGUUGAAGCGGCAGUCCAGCCUCACCCAUUCCGUCUCAGGCACGCGGCCCAACCGCGCCGUUAGCACCGAUGAGUCCAAGCGCAAGGAAGCCAUGGAGGAACGCCACCGAGCCAUUGCAGCCGCACAGCAUGCCCAGGCAUCGGCGGGGAGCAACAGAAGUCGGCAGCCAAGCCCCGGGCCCGGAUCCAGGGUUCCCCUGACCGAUGGGGGCUCGCAUCGGAGAGAUCGGAGUCGAGGACCAGAGACCAGGUUCCCUAUUUCCACGGCGUCUGUCACCUCCCCAACUUCCUCGUCUACAUCCUCCAACCCCCGAGACAGCUUGAACAGGGAGAAUCUGAACGUUCCCGGCAGUCCGCCCACGACACGACAGCAGCAGACGACGUCGACCGCAUCGCCACCAAAGCCAGACACGGCGAGAGCGAACGGCAACAUCCAUCAACCGCCCCCUGCAGAGCCAGAGAAUACGAUAGCAGCAACGAUUGCGUCGACAUCCGUGGAAACUCCCACGCGCGAGCGCAGCGCCACCGAUUCCACAAGACGCAUCAAUACUUUGCCAAAAAUGCCCGCUACCGUGCAAAACCCGGCUAGCGAAUACACUCCCGCGCACGCCUACAGCCAAAGCGUCGACUCGGCUUCGACAUCGGCUGCCAGUACGAAAGGAGCAGCGCCUUCGAGCACAGCGGAGGUGCAAAAGAAAGACAGUCUUGGCCGCCGUGCAGCAUACAAGCCAAAGUCGAGCGUCAAUUUGCAAAGACAGAGCGGCGGCGAGACGCCAGGGGCCAAAACGCCCACGCGCGUCCAGCUCGAGGACAAACCGGUGGAUUUCGAUUAGGCAUUGAGUCCGUGGGGUGACGUCUCGGCCGUCUUGUAGGUGCAUCAGAUACGACUACGAAGACUCUGGUCACAGGUUUAUGGUCAUUGGCCAAUGAGAGGCUGCGUGAGCAUGACUAGAAGACAUA
This is a messenger RNA of Neohortaea acidophila, 3305 nucleotides long. RefSeq lists its product as uncharacterized. NCBI's taxonomy places the organism in Eukaryota, Fungi, Ascomycota, Dothideomycetes, Mycosphaerellales, Teratosphaeriaceae. Gene Ontology annotation, cellular component: plasma membrane; cell division site; division septum. Gene Ontology annotation, biological process: cytoskeleton organization; small GTPase-mediated signal transduction. Gene Ontology annotation, molecular function: GTPase activator activity. The record is from RefSeq and is a predicted model, not a curated record. Bases 308 to 3178 code for a protein of 956 amino acids. The transcript has 3 exons.